Messenger RNA from Toxotes jaculatrix (banded archerfish), 505 nucleotides. It is a transcript of the gene ndufb4, whose product is annotated as NADH:ubiquinone oxidoreductase subunit B4. The transcript is spliced from 3 exons. The record is from RefSeq and is a predicted model, not a curated record. NCBI's taxonomy places the organism in Eukaryota, Metazoa, Chordata, Actinopteri, Toxotidae. Gene Ontology annotation, cellular component: mitochondrion. Bases 32 to 415 code for a protein of 127 amino acids.
GCCCCAGCAUUCCUCCCGUCAUCAAACAAUCAUGGCGGACUACCGAGAGGCGCCCUUGGCCACUCGGCCAAAAACAUUGGAUCCAAAUGAAUAUUUCAACCUUUCGCCGGAGCAGAGACGUGCCGAAGAAGACAGAGCGGCAGUACGAGCAAAUCUGAAGAGGCAGUAUCAGAUGCAGCUGAAUAACCCGCACAGAAAAGAGCUCGUUGAAGACCCUGCUCUGACACGCUGGGUGUAUGCACGGGCCAACCCCUACGUACACUUCAAGCCCACAUUCAAGACAUCUCUGAUGGGUGCUAUGUUUGGAGUUGUGCCUCUCUUUGUCCUCUACUACGUCUUCAAGACAGACAGGGAUAGGAAGGAGGAGCAGAUUAAGGCUGGAACCCUCGAGCGCAAGUUCAGUUUGUCAUCAUGAGCUCAGAUGUAUAAAGACCUCCUGUAUGUUCUAGUGAUGAUGUUUGUGCGUAUAAUUAUUAUUAAACAAAUAAAAUUAUAUUGUCAAAAA